Cucurbita moschata (crookneck pumpkin) is the source of this 849-nucleotide messenger RNA. Its product is annotated as testis-specific gene A8 protein-like. Bases 1 to 849 code for a protein of 282 amino acids. Lineage: Eukaryota; Viridiplantae; Streptophyta; Magnoliopsida; Cucurbitales; Cucurbitaceae. The transcript has 2 exons. The record is from RefSeq and is a predicted model, not a curated record.
AUGGCCAUCGGCAAAGGUUUCAAGCUCUUUCAUACCCUUUUCCUAGUGAUUUCUUGGCACAUUGCUCAAACCCCGCCGGAGGCUGCAUCGGAUGGAAGCAGCAUUGAUCAAACCCCGCCGGAGGCUGCAUCGAAUGGCGGCGGCAUUGCCCUAACCCCGGAGGCUGCAUCGACCCCGGAGGCUGCACCGAAUGGCGGCGGCAUUGCCCUAACCCCAGAGGCUGCACCGAAUGGCGGCGGCAUUGCCCUAACCCCGGAGGCUGCACCGAAUGGCGGCGGCAUUGCCCUAACCCCGGAGGCUGCACCGAAUGGCGGCGGCAUUGCCCUAACCCCGGAGGCUGCACCGAAUGGCGGCAGCAUUGCCCUAACCCCGGAGGCUGCACCGAAUGGCGGCAGCAUUGCCCUAACCCCGGAGGCUGCACCAGAGGCUGCACCGCUUGGCGGCAGCAUUGCCCUAACCCCGGAGGCUGCACCAGAGGCUGCACCGCUUGGCGGCAGCAUUGCCCUAACCCCGGAGGCUGCACCAGAGGCUGCUGCACCGCUUGGCGGCAGCAUUGCCCUAACCCCGGAGGCUGCACCAGAGGCUGCUGCACCGCUUGGCGGCAGCAUUGCCCUAACCCCGGAGGCUGCACCAGAGGCUGCUGCACCGCUUGGCGGCAGCAUUGCCCUAACCCCGGAGGCUGCACCAGAGGCUGCUGCACCGCUUGGCGGCAGCAUUGCCCUAACCCCGGAGGCUGCACCAGAGGCUGCACCGCUUGGCGGCAGCAUUGCCUUAACCCCGACCAUUACACCAAUUGGAAGUAGCGUUACUCAAAUCCCGACCAUUGCACCAACUAGCACACAAACUUGA